Messenger RNA from Pseudophryne corroboree (corroboree frog), 1724 nucleotides. RefSeq names its product DNL-type zinc finger (gene DNLZ). The transcript has 3 exons. Gene Ontology annotation, biological process: protein folding; protein import into mitochondrial matrix; protein stabilization. Bases 1 to 429 code for a protein of 142 amino acids. Gene Ontology annotation, cellular component: mitochondrion. Lineage: Eukaryota; Metazoa; Chordata; Amphibia; Anura; Myobatrachidae. The record is from RefSeq and is a predicted model, not a curated record. Gene Ontology annotation, molecular function: protein-folding chaperone binding; zinc ion binding.
AUGAUGAGUUUGGUUUUGUCCAUGUUGAGCUUCAGAGAGCGCUCAAACAUCCAGGAGGAGAUGGCGGAGAGGCAGCUGGAUACCCAAGAGAGGACAGAGGGGGAGAGUAUUUAUCAGGUCUGUGAAACAAGGUCCAUUAAGAAGAUCUCAAAAGUAGCGUAUCAUAAGGGAGUGGUUAUAGUCCGGUGUCCCGGCUGCAGCAACCACCACAUCAUAGCGGAUAACCUGGGCUGGUUCUCUGACCUGGAGGGGAAGCGGAAUAUUGAAGAGAUCCUCGCGGCCAAAGGGGAGAAGGUUCAUCGUGUUUUGGGUGAGGAGGCCUUGGAGGUGCUGCUGGAGAACGGUCUGGAAGGCAACGGUACAAGCAAAGUGGAAGACCAGGACAAAAUGGCGCCACCCACUGAGCCUGAGGAAACGCCUGGCACGUGAUGAUACGAGGGCAUGCCCCACAGAACCUGAGAGAGAGCCUGGCAUGUGAUGAUACAAGGGCAUGCCCCACAGAACCUGAGAGAGAGCCUGGCACGUGAUGAUACAAGGGCAUGCCCCACAGAACCUGAGAGAGAGCCUGGCAUGUGAUGAUACGAGGGCAUGCCCCACAGAACCUGAGAGAGAGCCUGGCACGUGAUGAUACGAGGGCAUGCCCCACAGAACCUGAGAGAGAGCCUGGCACGUGAUGAUACGAGGGCAUGCCCCACAGAACCUGAGAGAGAGCCUGGCAUGUGAUGAUACAAGGGCAUGCCCCACAGAACCUGAGAGAGAGCCUGGCAUGUGAUGAUACAAGGGCAUGCCCCACAGAACCUGAGAGAAAGCCUGGCACGUGAUGAUACGAGGGCAUGCCCCACAGAACCUGAGAGAGAGCCUGGCAUGUGAUGAUACAAGGGCAUGCCCCACAGAACCUGAGAGAGAGCCUGGCACGUGAUGAUACAAGGGCAUGCCCCACAGAACCUGAGAGAAAGCCUGGCACGUGAUGAUACGAGGGCAUGCCCCACAGAACCUGAGAGAGAGCCUGGCAUGUGAUGAUACAAGGGCAUGCCCCACAGAACCUGAGAGAGAGCCUGGCAUGUGAUGAUACAAGGGCAUGCCCCACAGAACCUGAGAGAGAGCCUGGCAUGUGAUGAUACAAGGGCAUGCCCCACAGAACCUGAGAGAGAGCCUGGCAUGUGAUGAUACAAGGGCAUGCCCCACAGAACCUGAGAGAGAGCCUGGCAUGUGAUGAUACAAGGGCAUGCCCCACAGAACCUGAGAGAGAGCCUGGCAUGUGAUGAUACGAGGGCAUGCCCCACAGAACCUGAGAGAGAGCCUGGCAUGUGAUGAUACGAGGGCAUGCCCCACAGAACCUGAGAGAAAGCCUGGCACGUGAUGAUACGGGCGCUGUGGAAGGACUGAGCACGGUGCUAGCGGGAAAUGUCACAGUCAGGAGACGGAGAGGAACUGUGGUGCAGCCAUGAUGUGGGCUGCCCCAGUAUAAGACCCCAGGAUGUCACUCCCUCAGGUCAGAACUUCUAGUGGGGUAUUUGGUUAGCCGCAGGGUUUACCACACAAUUUAUGAGGGCGCAACGCAGGUGAGAGCCUCCUGGGGAUUAGCCCCGCAGCUAAUGAUGGUGCCGCGCAGGUGAGAGCCUCCUGGAGAUUAGCCCCGCAGCUAAUGAUGGGGCCACGCAGGUGAGAGCCUCCUGGAGAUUAGCCCCGCAGAUAAUGAUGGUGCCGCGCAGGUGAGAGCCUCC